This is a messenger RNA of Fusarium sp. VM40, 765 nucleotides long. The record is from the annotation of a GenBank genome assembly. NCBI's taxonomy places the organism in Eukaryota, Fungi, Ascomycota, Sordariomycetes, Hypocreales, Nectriaceae.
AUGCUGUUACGACCGAUACUUUAUCGGCCACGCUGGCCGCUACUCGCUACCCAAUGCCAUACGUGUCAUCUCUUCACAACUAGUAACAAGGUUCCCCAGAUAUCCACCAUCCGCCAUAUCUCACAGGUGACAUCACCAAACAUAUCAUUACGCUUGAUGCCUUUAGGAGGCUCGGUUACAUAUGGUGUUGGAUCUUCAGACGGCAAUGGGUACAGAAAGUUUCUACAAGACAUGCUUCUGGCCCAGGGCUAUCAAGUCCGCUUCGUUGGCUCACGCAAGUCGGGAUCCAUGAAAAACAACGACAACGAGGGAUGGCGUGGGUAUCGGCUUGACCAGGUUGCAUCGAAAGCUCGAAAUUCCGUCGCGACUCUGGGCCCUAACGUCUUCACGAUCAACGCUGGAUCCAACGACUGUCUCCAAGAUUACGAACUCGACACUUUUAGGAUACGAAUGGGUGAUACGCUCGACUAUCUGUGGCAGGAAUCUCCUCGCUCUACGAUUAUCCUCUCAACCUUACUCGUAAAUGCGAACAAGCAAGUCAACUCCCGAGUCGUACGUGUUAACAGCCAGAUCCGGGAAUCGGUUCAGUUAAAAGCGGCCGAAGAGAAGAGAAUUGUUCUUGCAGACAUGUACAGUGCUCAGGGUCCUGAACUCAGUGACCUGGUGGAUGGCACACAUCCUAACGACGCAGGGUACAGGAAGAUGGCUGAAAUCUGGUUCAAUGCCAUUGAGCAGGCCCGUGGGAACCAUCUUUUCGAGAAAUAA